CAACAUCUGUUCUGUAAGAUUACAUUUAGGUCUCAAGCCACAGACAUCUACCUUCAGGAUGGGUAGAUUCAUUAUUUUACUUUUAGGUUUUUGUACACUACACCUCGCCAGUGUUAGCAGGACAUCUGUGGAAGCGUCUGUAACGCCAUGGAUGACAAAUGAUACAAGGUGGUCUGGGAGGAGAACAAUCAGAUCUGCAGACAGACCCAAACCGAUCAGCUGUAAGAUGGGGAUCUGGUCAUCUUGGACUCGCUGUGACUCCUGUACAGAGAGUAAACUGCGCUUCAGAUAUUUAGACAAACCCUCACAGUUCGGAGGCACUCACUGCAUUGAGACCUUAUGGGACAGGCUGGCCUGUCCAACUGCCACCACACAGUGUCUGGUGCCAGAUUACUGCGGAGAGAGCUUUACCUGCAAAUACACAGGCCGCUGUAUCAGCCAGUCCCUUCGCUGCAAUGGGGAAGGAGACUGCAGUGAUUUCUCCGAUGAGGACAACUGUGCCGAUUACAACCCGAGGAAAGACAAGUGUUCUACUCUCCUGCCAAUCCCCGGGGCUGAGCGUGGUACACAGGGCUUCAGUGUCUUGACUGGAGACUUUGUGGAUCAAGUUCUCGAUCCCCAUUAUUUUGGCGGAUCCUGCGAGUACGUCUACAACGGGGAAUGGAGGAAGUUCCUCUACGAGUCCUUCUGUGAGAACCUGCAGUAUGACGACGACAGCAAAAACUACCGAAAGCCCUACAACUACCAUUCCUACCGCUUUGUGGCGGAAGCGGCCUCGGAGGGAUCUCACGAGUACUACGAGGACGUGAACAGUUUGCUGAAGGCCAGGAAACGCACGCACUCUUCCAACGCUGGAGUCACAGUUGCCGUGUAUUACGUGCAAGUGGGAGUUAAAGGAAGCACUGAGUCCGAGUUUUUAACGAACAUAACACAGUACAAAAGUCAGGACGUUGGGUUUGUUAGGCUUUUUUCCAAAGUGCAAACAGCACUCUUCAAGAUGAGGUCAAAUAAUUUGAUGCUCCACGAAGACUUUUACUACGCACUCAUGGAGCUCCCUGAAGAGUAUGACUUCGGGAUGUACUCGCGCUUCUUCAAGAUGUUCGGCACUCACUACGUCACAGAAGGAACCAUGGGCGGAACACUUGAAUAUGUUGUGGUCAUCAACAAAAACACCAUGGCAGAAUCAAAGAUGGAAGGUUCACAAGUCGGCCGUUGCAUUGGGGGCUCCGUUGGUCUAAGCAGUCCACUUGGGGCCUACGGGAGCGCAGACCUCACAGUGGGUGGUAGUAGCUGCAACAAGAAUGGUGAAUUUAAUAAAGUAUCAGACGGCGACUCGGUUGACAUUAAGGACAUUGUGACACUCGUGAAAGGAGGAAUUCUCCACGCCAGCAGUGGCCUGUUGGCUAUCAGGAAUCCAGAGACCUACAGGAAAUGGGGAGCAUCUCUAAAAUACAACCCGACACUCAUUGACUACGAGACCCUGCCAAUCUAUGAACUGGUGCGCCGAAGCACAGCUGCCGCCCAUGUAGGCCAGAGGCUGGCUAACCUGCAGAAAGGCUGGGAGGAGUAUCGGCGGCAUUUUGACUCUUGCCGUUGUGAAUCCUGCAAGCAUAGCGGUAUUGCCGUUUUGGCGGGAACCUCCUGUGAGUGCAACUGUAGGUCUGGAUACCAGGGAGUGGCCUGUGAGGAGACAUUAAGAAGAGAUACCAAGACAGAUGGGUCCUGGUCAUGCUGGGGAUUCUGGUCGUCCUGUGCAUCAGGGAGGAAAACCCGGACAAGGACCUGUAAUAAUCCUCCGCCUACUGAUGGUGGCGCUACAUGCCAGGGCUCUGCCUCUCAGACUCAACAUUGUUAAGCGGCCCGAGACUUUUAACAAAAGUGACAUCUGCCCUUCUUUGGUCAAACUGUAUGUCCGCACAGAAAUAAAAAUUGUUUUGUGCACAUUC
Molecule: messenger RNA, 1946 nt
Organism: Cynoglossus semilaevis (tongue sole)
Lineage: Eukaryota; Metazoa; Chordata; Actinopteri; Pleuronectiformes; Cynoglossidae
Gene: c8a
Product: complement component 8, alpha polypeptide
Exons: 11
Coding region: 59-1855 (598 amino acids)
Biological process (GO): complement activation
Cellular component (GO): membrane attack complex
Molecular function (GO): protein binding
Source: RefSeq, a predicted model, not a curated record